Molecule: messenger RNA, 753 nt
Organism: Mycena indigotica
Lineage: Eukaryota; Fungi; Basidiomycota; Agaricomycetes; Agaricales; Mycenaceae
Product: P4Hc domain-containing protein
Exons: 3
Coding region: 1-753 (250 amino acids)
Biological process (GO): peptidyl-proline hydroxylation to 4-hydroxy-L-proline
Cellular component (GO): endoplasmic reticulum
Molecular function (GO): procollagen-proline 4-dioxygenase activity; L-ascorbic acid binding; iron ion binding
Source: RefSeq, a predicted model, not a curated record
AUGACAAGCAAGCCCCGUCCCGUGCCCACAGGCCGCAUCGACUUCGAUGCUGCCGACCUUCCUGAAUACGCCAACUGCUAUGCCAUAGUCUUGGACUCGCUCUACCCCAAAGCGGAAAUCAUCACGAUCCUCGAUGCUCCCACCCAAGCUGGCAAAGAAUGGGAUGUCGCACGAGUCAACGCUGGCACUUACGAAUUUACCAACACUUCCUACCGUAAUGGCGAGCGCAUUAUUUACGACUCGUUCGAGCUCUCAGGCCAGAUUUUCGAGAAGAUCCGCCCCCAUUUGAGCGAGAUCGAGGAGAUUGAAGAGGACGUGACAGUGCGGGCAAAGAACCCGGCGACAGGGAGGUACAAAAAGAUGCCGGCGAAGCAAAAGUGGCGCAUGGUCAGGAUGAAUGAGCGGUUGAGGUUUCUGAGGUAUCCUGUGGGCGGGUUCUUCCGUGCGCACGUGGAUGGGUGCUAUGAAAACGAGCAGAACGGCCAGCGCACGUUCUACACAGUGCAGCUCUAUCUCCCCUCAGAUACGAGUGGGUCUGCACAGAGCUUCAAGCCCGCGGGCGGCGGCGCAACACGCUUCUGGGGCGAUAACGAGAAGGAUUACGCCGAUGUCAUUGCUGUCCCUGGACGCGUUUUAGUCUUCCAACACGAUGAUCUGCUGCACACCGGAGAAGAGGUCACUUCUGGCGUGAAGUGCGCUAUGCGUUCGGAUAUUUUGUACGAGAAAGUCGGGGAGCCGAUGGUGGUUGUGUAG